CUGCAUUUGGCAGCACCGGCCAUGUUCACGCGGAGAUUCCGCUCCGAACAAGCCAGUUCGCAAGACCCAGAACCAGAGGUAGAUGCAUUCCGUCUCUUCGGCGACGAGAAAGUUGGUGCCAAGUGCGAGCCGCGGGAAGGAUUUCAGAACACAGUGCACGAGAUGCUCCAAGGCAGUGCGCGACCUUGGCGCCGCAGGCCCUCGCUACAGAGAUUCUUUUCGUUUCCGCUGCAGAUUCCGCUGUCCGAGAGCGAUGAGUUGAUGACCAGCUUCCACUUUCGCCGGAUGAGGUCGGAAGGUGGCGAGGAAUGUGGCUACCCGGACCCUGCACUUUUAGUCAAGGAGGACUCAAACCUCACCUUGGAUUUUGUCGACGAUGAGAAGAUCGCAAAUCGCGUUUGCGGCUCUGAUAAUACCAUCAGCACGACUUACAGCGCAUCGCCGGAGACGCCGCAGAACGGGCCAGGCGAUUGGCGGUUUGAGCCGUUGCCUGUCUCCCGCUGUACCUCGGAGCUUUGGGCUCCAGAGUCCACGCUGAUUCUGAUAGACUGGGACGACACUCUCUUCCCCACGACUUGGCUUGAAUCCAAGCAGGCUUUCAAGAAGAGUUCGCUCAUGGGCCCCAACCCGGAGGUGAAUCUCAAACCGGAAGAUCUAGCUGUCUUGCAGGAGCUCGACCAAACUGCAAGCUCAUUAGUUCUGGCAGCUUCCGAACUGGGCCACAUUUGCUGCGUGACUCUUGCUCAGCGGCCCUGGCAAGAUGUUUCCAUGAAGGUUUUCAUGCCUAAGCUCUAUGAGACCUGGAAGGAGCUGGAGAUACCUGUUUCCUAUGCCAGCGAAGAGCCAGUGGAGGGCCGCCUUGGCAGCUCUGGUCCUGCAGCCAAGGCCAUCCUCAAGGAUGCUGAUGAAAUAGACCAGCUUUUUCAGCAGCAGCAAGUGGCAAAGAAAAUGAAAGCCAUGGACAAAGUCAUCCGGCGCUACUUCGGGAAUACGUGGAAGAAUUUGCUCAGCAUUGGUGACGGCGAAGCUGAGUGGGAUGCCAUCCAUGAGCUCACCUUCAACCAUGACAACCCCGUGAGUGCCAGGACUCAGCGGCAAAAGGAGUUGCGGGUGAAGGCAGUGAAGCUCUUGGAGGAGCCAACCUGCUCGCUGCUGCGGGCACAACAGCAGGUUAUCCACGCUUGGCUGCCGUCCAUUGUGAGUCGGGACGAUGAUGUCAGCACGCGCUUGCCUGAAAACGAGGAGGAGAUCCUAGCGCUGCACCAAGACUUCAUGGAAGAGUACUUGAACUGAUGGACGCCCUCACUGCCCUUCCCAAGGAAGGCCGGUGAUUGACUGCCAAGAGCAGUGGAAACCUUAGGACCAGCGUUGCCAUGGCCAAGUUUGAGCGCGGGUGCUGGCCACGGCACAGCAUCCACACAAGCAUGACUGCAAAGACUCCGACCUUCUUCAGAACUUCCACAGUG
Molecule: messenger RNA, 1466 nt
Organism: Effrenium voratum
Lineage: Eukaryota; Dinophyceae; Suessiales; Symbiodiniaceae
Source: the annotation of a GenBank genome assembly